CUGAACCAGCUGGACCUGGGUCAGACCUGGUCCCUGUUCUGUGAAUCUUUGUGAUUUCUUUUGGUCUUUCUCUGACCUGGUUUCCUGACGCCUCAGAGGUCUGAACAUCUGGUUUGAUCCGUGUGGAUCAGCUCAGACUUGGGUCUGGUCCUAUAAAUCUGGACUUGGUUCCAACCUGUUCCUGGUUCUGGACUUGGAUUAUAUCUGGUUCUGUUUUUUGUGAUAUCUCGACCUUGGUUAGACGUGGAUUCUGGACCUGUUUUAAACCGGUAAGCGUGUCAGACCCUGGUCCUGGUCCUGGUCCUGGUGCAGCCCUGCAGGAGGAUCAGAUCUGUGGUCAUGCACACCAUCCACCGACUGUGUCGAGUCUGCAUUGGACAGAACCUGCCUCAGGUGAGCAUCACUCGAGGAAAAGAUGGGUUUGGAUUUACAAUCUGCUCUGAUUGUCCCGUCCGAGUCCAGGCUGUUGACCCAGGUGGUCCGGCUCAUCAGUCUGGACUCCGUCCAGGAGACUCAGUUCUGCAGCUGAAUGGACUUCCUGUAGAAACCUGGAAAUGUGUCGACCUCGCCCACGCCAUCAGGAGUUGUCCAUCUCAGAUCAUCUUGGUGGUGUGGAGAGGUUUACCUGAGCUCAGAUCAGGAUGUGAAGCUUUGUGUCGCCCACCAACACACAACACAACAACGGGCAGGAAGUUGCUGCCUCACCCCACCCACAGUAAACAUGGCCGCAGACGGGAUCAAGGGUCGAGGGUGCAUUCCACUUUGGGAGCUCUGGGUUCUCUGUGGAGGGACAGAAAGGAGGACCAGGAGGAGGAGGAGGAGGAGGAGGAAGUACAGGACAUGACUGAGUACUCCCCACGCACCACCACACUAAAGGGCACCCGUGUGACAUCAUCAAAUGGAGACAAUUACAUCAUCCUGUCACCUGUCAGUCCAGGAGGACAGCUCUUGCAGCCAGUUUAUCAUGACAGGAACAGGACGAUUGGUCGUCUGUACCAGACCCACCCCAGCAGAGGUCAGAGCCUCCUACACGACUCUCAACCCGAGUCAUCAUGGCAACCAUUCACCAGCCAUACCUCCACCCUGCCCCCACCCCCCUCCUCCCCCUCCUCAUCUUCCUCCUCUCCAGGUGCACCCAGUAACUAUGGCAACUACCAGAACUGCACCAUCGUCCAAUCACACCUGCCCUGCUCCACCUAUGGAACCUAUGUCACACUGGCGCCCAAAACCCUCAUCUUCCCCAUCUUUGUCCAGCCUCUGGAUCUGUGCAGCCCAGACAGAACCCUGCUGAUGUCAGAGGAAAUGGUUCUGCACCAGGCAGACUUGCUGCCUGCAAAGGUGACAGUGUUGAUCUACAGUGACCUGCUGUUGUUGACCAGAGAGGACGAAGCUGGACGCUGCAACGUCCUACAGAGUCCACUGUACCUGAACACACUGCAGCUCAGAGAGGUGUCAUCAGAGCCGCUCCACCUAUACUUCCUGCAGACGUCUCAGAUGUGUUCCCAUUGCGUCUUCAGUCUUGAGUCUUUCAGCAUCGAGCAGAAGGUCAGAGUUCGUCUGUGUCUCCAUGACAACAUCCAUCACCAGCUGGUCGCCACGGAGACUGCACACAGCCAUCAGCUUUCAGACCUCCCCUCAGACUUUGGCCUCCUCUCUCUCAGUCAGUCUGACCCCGUCUAUCGUCCCUCCUCUCCUUACUCGUCCCCUGAUCCCCCACUUUGCCGCCCCUCCUCCCCCUACUCCUCCCUCUGUGAUGCUCUCAGACCUCCCUCUCCUUACUCCCCAAGCUCUCCCUUCUCCUCCUCCACUCCUCCUCCUCCCCCCUUCUCCUCUCUUUCUCCAUACACCUCCUCUUCCACCUCACCUUCAACCAGGACCAUCACUGCUCUACCUCACCUCCUCCCCCCACCUCCCCCAACCUCCAUCUCCACCCAGAGGAGUCCGGUCUGGAAGGAUAGAGGGAGAGCAGAGGAGGAGGAAGAGGAACGGCAGCAAGGGGAGGGGGAGAGUGCCUCUGAAACAUCAGAGAAUGUGGGAGGUGUUUGGGGGCGGGGCCUUCUUCUGAGCCCCCACCAUUUCAACAUGAAGGAGGAGGAAGAGGAGGAGAGUAACGAUGAUGAAGAGGAGGAGGGGGAGGAGAGAGGAGCUGCUGAGGAGUUCACCUCCACCUACAGACCUGCAGUUCUGCAUCGCUCGCUCUCUGAGGGUUCUCUGCUGCAGGAAUCUCGAUCGCCCCGCUUCCUGUCUGACAGCACCAUCCACCGACUAACCCGUUCCUCGACCUUUGACCCUGAACCCAGCACAGAACCCAUCACCCAACCCCCCUCCCCCCACACUCUGAGGAGACAGCUGACAAGACGGGGGGGGUCUCUCCACCAAAUGCUACUGCUGCUUAAUGGCCCCAAGGACUCUGAAUUCAAGAAUCUUCAGCUGAGGAAGAAGACCAGGACUCUAGCUGCUGAUGUUCGCAGUCGCCUGGCGUUUCUACGUCGACGGAAAAACAGUACCUGUUUCCAUGGUAACAGUUUGGAGAAAGCUCUGAGAAACAACAGACCAUCUCUGGGGGAAGUGCUGAGGUGGGCGGAGAGUCUGGAAACUCUGCUGACCAAUCAGUAUGGUCUGGUGGUCUUCCGUCACUUCCUGAGAUCAGAAUUCAGCGAGGAGAACCUAGACUUCUGGUUGGCUGUGGAGAGAUUCAAGAGGACAUGCCCCCUCAGCAAGAUGGCCACCAGAGCUUGGAAAAUCUAUGAUGAGUUUAUUUCAACCAAAGCAGCAAGACAGGUCAAUGUGGACUCGUCUGUCAGAGAAUCAACCAAUCAGAACCUGCAUCUUGGUGUGAACCCCACCUCCUUCCAACAAGCCCAGGAUCAGAUUUUCAGCCUGAUGGAGACCGACAGUUACCCGCGAUUCCUCCGCUCCCACCUCUAUGCCCAGCUUGCCAAUCGAGGCAUGCAGACCGCCACAGUGUUGGGCAAUCAGAGUGGAGCUGGGUCUGUGCAUGUCAGCCAAUCAUAAGAGUGAAGGACGAUGAUCAGCCAAUCGAAGGCUCAGAUCUGAUCAGAGCAUCUCAUUGGCUGGCCAUUAUCUUCUGUCAUCUAUUCAGAGAAAAACCAACCGAUAAUAGACACUAUCCGUCCAGGUGCAUUAUGGGAAAUGUAGGGUCCAGUGUUUUUGGACUAAAAGUCAGGAGCUCGCCACCUCCUCCUUCAGAUUUCUGGUUUUAAUAUUUUUAAUAGAAGCGUUGAAUCAGUUUGUAAAAUCUUUACUUCACUGAGUCAAAUGUUUGUUACAUGAGAAGCUUCAUGUUUUCCAGAUGUUUUUCAGAUGAUUUCCAGAUGUUUUCACCAUUGAUUUCAGAAGUUAUUGUUUAUAAACAUCUCUUCAUCUACUUGGUGGAUUGACUUUCCCUCUGGUGCAACCAUCAGGUCACAUACAGAACAACUGAUGUUCCCAUCAGCCCUUGCUGUACGCUGUGUUAACUGCCAAUAAGCCAGUGUUAGCAUGCUAACGUGCUAAACUAAAAUGGUAAACAUAGUAAAAAUUUUACCUGUUACUAAAUAUUAGCAUGUUAGAACUGUCAUCUUAGGCCUGUUAGCAUGCUGAUGUUAGCAUCGACUGGUAGCCUGUUGUUUUUUGAAUAAACGUCAUCAAACACCGUCACAGAACAUCCAGAAAAAAUGUUUUUAUUUACUCAAAAUUGAUUUACUCCUCAUUAACAUCCAGAGUAGAACCAGUUGAUGUAGAGCUAGAUGAAGUAGAACCAGUCGACGUAGAAUCAGUCGACGUAGAGCCAGUUGACGGAGAACCAGUCGUUGGUGAACCAGUUGAUGUAGAACCUGUCUGAAAAUCAGGAAAAUAAUAAAUGAAUAAUAAGUUGUUUUUCAGAUAUUUAAUUUUAAUCUAGAAUUUAGUGGAGUAGAUGUGUCCUGUUGUUACCUGAACCUCCUCAGGUGUGUCUGCUCACCUGUUAAAUAGAAGACAUGAUGAAGUCUAAUGGAAACUAAAAAAUAAAGACGACUCAGCUGGGCCUCCUGCUUCUUCUUCUUUGGUUUUAUUUCACUGCAAAUCUCUGUCCUCCAGCAGGAAAACUGAACACCUGAAGGUGUCAGUCAGGUGUAACCAGGUAAUAACAGGUUUGUGCCUGUGUGUGAAGAAGCAGCAGCAGCAGAAGAAGAAGCUGUUGUCUCUGUGAUUCUUAUGAUUCAAUAAGAGAGACAGAAAGAAAAACAGAGAGAGAGAGAA
Messenger RNA from Seriola dumerili (greater amberjack), 4242 nucleotides. Its product is annotated as regulator of G-protein signaling 3-like. NCBI's taxonomy places the organism in Eukaryota, Metazoa, Chordata, Actinopteri, Carangiformes, Carangidae. The transcript has 17 exons. The record is from RefSeq and is a predicted model, not a curated record. Bases 340 to 3015 code for a protein of 891 amino acids. Gene Ontology annotation, cellular component: nucleus; plasma membrane. Gene Ontology annotation, molecular function: protein binding. Gene Ontology annotation, biological process: signal transduction.